ACUCUUGGCUGCUUUCCCCGGGGUUUGGACGAGGCUGACAUUCGGAGGGUAUCCAGGAGACGAUACGGCAGUCGUCAUGAUCAAAUGACGAUGCAGAUGGGUAUAAUCGUACUGCUGAUGAGAGGCAGAAAGGGGCGACGGUGAUCGAGGCGUCGUGCUUUUGUGAGUGUAUGGGCAGACGGACGUGCAGCGGAGCUUGAAUGCAACCAACACUCUUCCGAGGCUGAGCCUCAUUAAAGCCGAGCCGCGUACUCUUCCUGGUUCUCAGACUACCAGGGCCACCCGCUACCUCGCUCCGUCCCUCCUCUUUGAUCACCUGGGCUGCACACUGAGGCGCUAUGGGGGGCCAAGAUGCUGACGCCUUUAUGGCGGAUCUCCUCAACGAUAUCGACUCGUCGCCCCUUCCCUCAUCAUCGGCCAGUCGCGCCAAGACGCCUGGUACGACGCGUAUCAAACCCAGCCGCGAUGCUCCUCGUGCACCACCUCUAGCUCUCGCAAGAUCAUCACAACACCAUGCGUCGACAUCUUCUGCUCCUUCACAGCAGUCUCAACAAUCUUUCACGCCAGGGAAGUUGUCUCUUGGUCAGAUCUCCAAGCUGGCGUUUCAGAAACCCGGAUCGUCCUUACCGGGCGGACCCAGUCGCGCAGUAGCCAAACCCUCCGGCGGGCCUGCCGGUGCCUCAGCAGGAGGAGCUUUCGUCAAGGGCUCAGCCCAAUGUCCUAACCCAAAGUCUCACCAGUCGUGGUCCAGUGGUACCUCCAGUGCUUCGUCACGUCUGCCGCCAGCUGCGCAACGACCAAAGGAGGCGCGCCCUACUCCUCCCGCUCAGAGCGUCUCAGUGAGAACGUUCGCCCAUGCGAAGAGCGACAGUCAGAUCCCUUUGGCCUCUGGUUACACAUUCAAUCCGCAAAAGGACUCAGCAGCGACGAAGCCGUCGCCCUCUCGCAAAUUUCCAGACACUUUCGUCGAUGAUGAUUCCUUCGCAAGUAUGGGGGAUGACGACGCGUGGAUGGCUGACGUGGAAGAGGCUGCAUUGGCAGCACCAGUGGCUCUCAUCAAGAAGGAAGAGGAGGAUUCCGUAGGGACGAAGGCGUCGAGUCCAGCUCCGGACAGCUCCGACAGCAUGGUGAAGAGAGUGAGCCGAACCCAGAGUAAGCUCUGGGCUCAAAGAGCCAAGACUUCACAGGUGCCGGGUACUCGAUGUUCGCGAAUCGACCUACGACCACCCACUACCGAACUCCAGUCGUACCGUUCAACGCCCACAGAAGAUCAUAUUUUGUGUGGAGAAGCCUCGGAGAGGCGCUCAAUACAGAGAAGACGAAGCGCUCGAGGGUGAACUGCCCCUUGCAACCUGGGACGGUAGAGCUGAGGCGGCUCGCCAUCGCAAGCUUGUCCUGAGGGAAGAGUGGACUGCAACAAGAGUGGCGGCAGGCAAUUACAUCCACUGCAUCGGCCACUGGGCUGAUGAAUGU
This is a messenger RNA of Microstroma glucosiphilum, 1473 nucleotides long. RefSeq lists its product as hypothetical. The coding region runs from base 339 to 1337 and encodes 332 amino acids. The record is from RefSeq and is a predicted model, not a curated record. The transcript has 2 exons. Lineage: Eukaryota; Fungi; Basidiomycota; Exobasidiomycetes; Microstromatales; Microstromataceae.